UCCAUCACCAUCACAUAGCAUCCCACUGGCCCACUUGAUGUGUUAAAGAAGCAAUUUGAGAAUGGAUAGCAUCUGAACCGUCCAUUUCUCCAUAUGGCCAUCAGACCCACUUGCAUAAACGGCCUGGAUACGCUUGUUCCAGCAACGGCACUGUUCAGGUUAACGUUGAUAAGCUAAUUAGCUUAAUCGAGUCCAGAUACAGAGAAAGAAACAAGAAAAGUUUCUUAGCUGAGAAAUUUCAAUGGCAGAAUCAAAACCAGACUCAACAAAGUCCCCAUCAGAAAAAGAUGGAAAAUCUCCAAAUAUAUUUGAAAGAGCCAAGGAAGAGAUUGAGUCAAUAAUUCACAUUCCUCGCCAUCAUAAAGAAACGCAUGGAACAAGUGAUGAGAUUGAUGAGAAUACCUCCACAGAUGAAAUCAAAGGACCAGGUGUAUUUGAACGAGUGAAGGAAGAACUUGAGGCCAUUGUUGAAGCAAUUCAUCCAAAGAAGGAUGAAAAACACAAGUCAUCUUCCUAGAGAGGAAGUGAAGUAUGUCUGUGAAAGUAUGAUUGUUGUGGGAUUCAAUGGUGGAAGUCUGCUACAGUUGGUUAUUUAGAUGAACUUGGACAUGGCAGCAUGUAUCAUUAUUGUAUUGUUUGCUUUGAAAUUGAAAAACUCUAUUUCAUUUUA
Molecule: messenger RNA, 670 nt
Organism: Manihot esculenta (cassava)
Lineage: Eukaryota; Viridiplantae; Streptophyta; Magnoliopsida; Malpighiales; Euphorbiaceae
Exons: 2
Coding region: 242-517 (91 amino acids)
Source: RefSeq, a predicted model, not a curated record